Molecule: messenger RNA, 5850 nt
Organism: Chroicocephalus ridibundus (black-headed gull)
Lineage: Eukaryota; Metazoa; Chordata; Aves; Charadriiformes; Laridae
Gene: LRRC75B
Product: leucine rich repeat containing 75B
Exons: 5
Coding region: 196-1218 (340 amino acids)
Source: RefSeq, a predicted model, not a curated record
GGACCCGAGCAAAUAAAAUACCCCUGGGGCGUUGCUCCUCUGGGAGCACCGGGAAUCACCAGCCGCGGAGCACGGGGAGCCGGGGCGGGGCCGGCCGGGCGGGGCAGCCCGGACCCCCCGCCUCCCUCGGCGCCUCCCCCGGCCCAGCGCCCGGUGCUCGCCCGGUCCGGAGCGCGGCACGGCGGCAUCGCGGCCAUGGGCUCCCGUCUGAGCCGGCAGAGCAGCCUGGAGGAGGAGAGCCCCGAGGAGCCCUGUGCCGGGAGGCUGGAGGGCGGCCGGGGCGACUUCCACCUCUCCUCCCUGCUCCUCCACCCGCAGAAGCUGCCCGGGGUUCUGCGGAAAGCUUCGCCGGCGCCUUACGUGCGGCGGGUGGGGUGGCUGCGGGAGAUCCAGGCCACCAUCCGGGAGCACAAGCGGGAGCACGCCGUGCACAUCCUCAGGCUGCUUAGGAAGGACCUGGGACUUGAAGGAACAUUCCUCAAUGAAGUGCUCUACAAAAAUGCAACUUUCCUCAACUUGGUGGAUCCCAUCUCCCAUGAUUUGCUGAUGAGCCUCGCUAGAGAUCUGCAGUGUCCCAAAAAGGAAUAUGACCCCUGGAAAUCCUCAGACAGGAUCUGCAGGCAGCUGAUUUACCACCUGACCCCCCACUCAAAAUGGCACCGGCACGGCAUGCCCCGGAGGAAGUCCCAAGUGUGCCUGAAGACCAGCCUGCAAAAGAAGGUGAGCCAAGACUCCAUGGAUUUGUCAGGGAUCCCCCUGACCAUGCGUGAUGUCCACCGCAUGGCCUACUACCUGCAGAACAACGGGGACCGCCUCACCUCUGUGGACCUGAGCUUCACUGAGCUGAAUGAUGACAUGGUGCGCCUGCUGCUGCCCUUCCUCUGGGCACUACCCAAGCUCACUCACCUGUCUCUCAAUGGCAACCGACUGACACGGGCAACCAUGAAGGAGCUGACUGACACCAUGAAGGACAUGAACAAGUUCCCUUGCCUGGCCUGGGUUGACCUUGGCAACAACGUGGACGUCUCCUCCAUGCCUCAGCCAUUGCUCGUGGGCCUGCGCAAGCGCCUCAGCCAGCAGACCACACUGCCUACCAUCUAUGAGGCGCUCGACUGCGACUCGGAGAUCUCCAGCGGGCAUGAGGGCAGCCAGCCAGAGGAUGAAGCAGCAGGAAGCACCCCACCACGUGCUUUCUCUCAGCAGGGCUGCGAGAGGUGACUGGACAACAGGCUGGCACUGGCACACUGAAGCCACCCCAAGGAGACCUCUUGAGUACAAACAUCAAGCAGAGGGCCAGCUUUACCGGCUUCCUUUGGCUCUUUCCUCUCGUCUUCCCUGACAUCUCCCCCCAACUUGCUGUGAGACAAAAGCCUGUCAUCCCCCCACAACGUGCUCCGCUCCCUCCCCUCACUGCCAAACCCAUCGCCCACAUUCCGGAGAGGAACCAGUGACUUACAGUGAACCUGGUGCCCAGGCAGGGUCUCACUGGAAGACGGGAAAAGACCUGUCGGAGUCAAGAAUAUCCUCCAGCAGCCAUUGGGUUGAGGGAAAGGGAUGGGGGGGAACCUAAAACAGAAACAGGCUUGUAGUUUACUUUCUUUCUUCCUUUUCCUAUGCACCUUGGGACCUGCAGCCCUGAGUGUGAAAGGAGGUACCCCAAGAGCCUAGCUGUUGUGGAGCCCGGCAGUGUGUCUCCCUCUUGUGUCUGGCUCCUUUUGUUUUGUUUUUUUCCUAUUGUGUGUUUUGUAUUAACGUCUGAACAAAGGGACUUGGUCAGAGACCAUUGGAUUGCAUAGGCUGGGGCGGACACAUGGCUUGGAACUGCAGCAUCAGGAUAUUUGCUGUGUGACCGGGGUGAGAGGGAGGGGAAGGAGCAAAAAUGAAAAGCAUUUCAAAUGUCAGCAAGAUCUGCUUAAACUCUUACAGUCUAAGCAGAGCAGCACUCUGUGCCAAGAAGAAAACUCGGGCAUGAAGCAUUUAAAUGAAGGCUUGGAGCUGCCUGGUGAGUCAGUGGCAUAUCUAGGAAGAGGGAGCAGGGGUGCUGAGCGUUCCGUCUUUGGCUCUGAGCACUGUCUCUCUAAGGCUCUGCGUCAAGGCAUCUUCACAGCUUUUCCAUAACAGUGGGAUGCCCCCAAAAUGAGGCAAGACCCCCAGCGUGCAGCCCAGCACCGAUGGAGCUCUUCCCUGCAGAGUCCCUGGCCCAGCCCCAGAGAGGAUCUGUGCAGCCUGUUUCCAACCCUGCUGAAAGUUGUGCGUUUGGUUUGAGCUGUGCUCAAACAUCCUCAGCAGGAUGGAGAUGAGACAUUCAGCCCCUUGCAAGGGAAUUCUGUGCUAAUCACUGUCAAUGCCUGGCUGCCAGUUGGGAGCUCCGGGAGCUGGAGAUAAAGCAUGGCUUGAAACAGACUGGUUCAGCUGGGCAGCUGUGGGAUCCAUGUUUAUUUCUCCAUAUGUACUAAAUUGCUUUGCCAUAAAAACCUCCCCAUGGAGAACUAGUUAUGAAUAAAUACAUGUAAAUGCAAAUUAUGAGGUCCUGGCCUAGGAAACUGCCACUGCUUCUUGGAUGAAUUCUGUUGGGCUGCAACUUAGCUGCGGAGAAACUAUCCCAGCACACCCAGCUGAUCCCUGCCAGCUCCUGACUGCACCGACAGGUGAAGAACUCUCAGGAGCACAGUGGUGUGCUUCCAGCUCCAGAGCUGCGAAGUGUCCUAGUGCCCCCCUACAGAGGAGAAGGCCUGGCAGCCCCAAAUCCAGAGGAAGCUAUUUUCAUAAAAGCCAAGUUCACAAAUCAGAGAGGAUGACACAACCCGGAUAAGCCUUUCCUUGCACUGAAUGAGAAAGCUCAGGGCUCACAAAGGGGAUUAAAGGGAUGAGCUGCUAAUUCAGGUCUCCUCACUGAUACCCAGAGGGACCAGCUUUGUUAUGCUCCUAAAUCAGGGGAUGCCUGCCCCACAGUGAGCCUCUGUCUCCUACUAGAUAACACAGCAGGAGAGAUGGAUCCCUGUCAUACUGAAUACUUUCCUCAGUACUGUACUUGCUGGUAUAGGGCUGCAACCUCAGCUACUUAAAGCAGCACACACACCUCAGUAUCAAGACUCAUACAGCCGGCUAUCUCCAGCAUUUGCAGUUUCCCAGACGGCCUCCCUCCCUCCCUCUCCAUGCAGGAUGCAGACGGUCAGCCUGCGAUGGGACCCGUGUCAUCUAGCAGAGAGGAAGCUGCAGCUGCACAGGGUAGUAUCACAGCCCCUUCCCCACCCUUGACCUCCCACCAGGUGAUCAGUCUCACAAUAGAUCACCUGGGGCCAGAUAGCAGAGGGAAGAAGGAACAGGCCAGAUGUUGUCAGUUACUCAAACAGAAACGCACUUGUUCCCUCCCUACCUAACUGAACAACACCUUCCCCAAUCCUCCAUCCUUUAUUUUACCUCAGCCUCUGACCAUAAAACCCAGGGUAACCAUCUUAGCAAGCUCCAGGUAGUAAUGUGCCUAGCACAGAGGUCACCACAAGCUUCCCUCAGUCCUGUGACUCUGUCUAAAUAACUGGUAAUCAUUUUGUUGCAGUAAGGUUGCAAAAAGCAGCUGGAAGCACAGGCUUGUCUGAUCUAUUUUUAUUUCACACACUUCAAAACCUGUCAAGGCCCUUCUCUUCUGCACUGCAAAGGCUCCUUUUUCAACUUACAACUCACUCUGCAUCAGAAGCACUUGGAAGAUGAAGGAGUUUGUACUGAUUGGGGUAGACUGACAGGCUCCUUAGCGGACAGCUGCUGACAAAGAUGACAAAAUAUAAAUUGUUUCAUCUUAAGAAAGCAAACAAGUGAGGAUUAAACGUUUGCCUUUAGAGAUCGCCCUGGCCACCACCAGAGCACAUUUGUUUCACAGUUCAGAAGAGGCAAUGGUGUGUCUCAAUACGAACUCCUACCACUACACUAUCUUGACAGCGCAGCAGGUGUAACAGCCUUCACGGGCAGCUGGCAGAGAGCCCAGCCACCCCAGCUCUGAGCGGCUGGGGACAAUUAUCAAUGGACAAGAGAAUCUGUUUUGCAGUUUACUGGCAUUAAACAAGUGCUCUUGAAAUAGAUGCAAUAGCUGGUUUAAGGCUGCCAAGAGGUAGUUCACAAAACAAAAUAGACCGGAACACUUUUAGCUGAGGCCAGCGCUCUGGGAAGCCAUGACCGCAUCUUGAUCUACUUUGAGACACUAAGUACUCGAUUAUGAAUCUCUUCUGUUCCUCUCUGACUUGAUAGUAUUCCGGUUCAGUGAUGCUGAUUCAAAACCCACAAAACACAAUAACCACACAGUAACUCUUCCCCAGGAGAAGGGUGAAGAGGAAAGUCAGCUUUCCUUCCUUGUGCAUUUACUCCUUGUCCCAAAGCCCAGCACUCCCCCUGCUGCAUCCAAACUGGCCUCAAAUGCAAGUGAACCACAAAAAAUCUGAUGUUUCCUCCUACAGCAUCAGGUUUAUUCAGCUUGCAUGCAGGCAUGACACAAGGGUGGAGGAUAGGUACUUUGCUGCUUACUGAUCAGCCAGUUCCUCCACUUCUGGGAGGAUUAUUCCUCCCAGUCCGUUUUUGAGGCAAUCUGCCCCAAGUUGGAUACAAUGAUGGGAAGCAUUUGGAAAGCUAUCGAACCACUACAUUAUUCAACCUGUAACUCCCCUGAAACACAUGGGGUCUCAUUAAGCACAAAGAUGGCACACAAAUCUGGACAGAGGCACUUCCCCAGACUAAGAGCAGCAGCUGCCUUUAGGUCUCCGUGUCAGACUUCUGAGCGGAGCUUUGUUCUUCAUCCCCUGAAAUCUUCUGGUUUGCAGAGCCAACAGUUUAACGUGUGCACCUUUGGAUGAACUCUGCUGCAACUGAAUAACUGAAUAAGUCAGAACCAAAACGCUCAUUUUACCAACAGUUUUUUGGAGUUUUAGUUUUUCAGAAACUGCAAUUGAAAGAGAACAAAAUGGAGGACACCAAAGGAACAGCUUUGACAUGCAACCAGAUACUCAGAAGCAACAGCCCAGAGGGUCUCUCCACUGCAAGGUCGCCUCGCCAGGGUCUCAGCCCUGGACUGUCCCAUCCCUCAGCUCCAGUAUGAAUAUGAGUAAUUUAGAGAGGACUGGCCUGUGCCUGUGCCAGUCUCCCACUGGUGGUGCCCGAGCCUCCUGCCUGCCCACUGCUAACAGCACCAGGACAACAGGGGUGAUCGGCCAUUUUGUCACCCUCUGAACUGAAAGGUCAGGAGCAGAAAUGGCGGCUGCAUCGCCUCGGUUUUUGUACUGAUGUGCUGUUUCUGUCCCCUACCAAUAUUAUUAGGUCACUGAGUUGCCUCUAAAUGGGUGACGCUCACUGACUUUCCAGAAGACCAUAAUGGAGACUCCCUUGUGGUAAACACACAGAAGGGCCUUCUUUAAAAGGAAGGCAGGCAAUGCCUGGCUCCUACGUGCCUUGCCUGCUGGCAGAAAUUAAGCCAAGCCAGAAAAAGGCACUCCCUACCCACUAACCUCAGCUGUCCCAGAGGAGAGAAGACAUUUUGCCAUCCUGGGGCAGGUGCUCUGGAGCUGGGUGGUCACUUGUCCUCUGCAAGCAGGGAGAGCAGGGUGCCUCCACCAGAACACCUCUGUGUGGUACAUGCAGCUGGCCCUGCGCUGGGGGCCCAGCCCCUGGGGCUGGCGGUGGGGCUGCGGGGCUCUGUGAGGAGAGGUCGGGGCCGCCCCUGCUGGGCACAGCCGGUUCUGGCUGGUUCCAGCCGGUUCGGUGACAGCCCCACUGCCAGGCACAGCUGAGCCCAGCUUUGAGGCUGGUGGCACCUCUGGGAAAGUGUAUUUAAGAAAGGGCAAAAUGCCACAGGGCAGUGAGGGGUGAGGG